Molecule: messenger RNA, 1107 nt
Organism: Emys orbicularis (European pond turtle)
Lineage: Eukaryota; Metazoa; Chordata; Testudines; Emydidae
Gene: SH3BP5L
Product: SH3 binding domain protein 5 like
Exons: 6
Coding region: 1-1107 (368 amino acids)
Biological process (GO): intracellular signal transduction; negative regulation of protein tyrosine kinase activity
Cellular component (GO): cytoplasm
Molecular function (GO): protein kinase inhibitor activity
Source: RefSeq, a predicted model, not a curated record
AUGGGGGACUCAGACCAGCGGCUGGUUCUGGGCAUGAACGUGGGGGACGGGCGCCAGACGCCUCCUGGGGAGCUGCGGACACCCACGCAGGAGGGUGAGGAGCUCAGGGCUCCUAUCCCCGAGGAUGUCUGCAGUGGUGACGAAACCAAAAUGCCAUCGAUGGACCAAGAAGAUGUGGAGGAAGAGUUGGACCCCAGGAUACAGGAAGAGCUGGAGCAUCUCAACCAGGCCAACGAGGAGAUCAACCGGGUGGAACUGCAGCUGGACGAAGCCAGGACCACAUACCGCAGGAUCCUCUCUGAAUCCGCCAGGAAGCUCAACACCCAGGGCUCCCAGCUGGGGAACUGCAUCGAGAAAGCACGUCCAUACUAUGAGGCCCGUCGCCUGGCCAAGGAGGCCCAGCAGGAGACACAGAAGGCAGCGCUGCGGUACGAACGGGCGGUCAGCAUGCACAAUGCCGCCCGUGAGAUGGUCUUUGUGGCGGAACAGGGCGUCAUGGCCGACAAGAACCGGCUUGACCCCACCUGGCAGGAGAUGCUCAACCAUGCCACCUGCAAGGUGAAUGAGGCAGAGGAGGAGCGGCUGCACAGCGAGCGGGAGCACCAGCGCGUCACCCGGCUUUGCCAGCAGGCUGAAGCCAAGGUGCAGAGCCUGCAGAAAUCCCUCAAGCGUGUCAUCGUAAAGAGCAAGCCCUACUUCGAGCUCAAGGCCCAGUUCAACCAGAUCCUCGAGGAGCACAAGGCCAAGGUGACAGGGCUGGAGCAGCGGGUCUCCCAAGCCAAAAUGUGCUACUCGGUGGCGCUCCGUAACCUGGAGCAGAUCAGUGAGCAGAUCCAUGCCCGGCGGCUGCAGCGCCUCAUCCAACGCCGGGCCUCUCCAGUAGGGGCAGAGGCGGGGGCCGGGCUGGGCGCCGAGUGCCCCCCCACGGACACACUCUCCAUGCUCAGCUUGCAGACCAUUGCCUCCGACCUGCAGAAGUUUGACUCGGUGGAGCAUCUGCUGGGGCUGUCGGACGCCACCAGUCUCAACAGCGAUGAGCUGGAGGAGCAGGAGCAGCGCCGGGGCGGGCAGAGCCAGUUCAAGCACCACCGCAGCGUCAGCCUCUAA